AUGCCUCCACCACGCGAAGAUGACGAGGAACGACCUCUCCUUCGUCCCGAUGGAGACGUCGACAGCGCCAGCCAAUGCAGUCACGAUGAGCCCCGCCAGAUCCAGUUUGGGGAAGACGACGAAGAGAACCCAAAGGCCUGGAACGGCCGCAAGAAGCUCAUCAACGUGGGCAUCAUCUCGCUGAUGGCUAUCCUGAGCCCCUUGGCCUCUUCCAUGUUCACCCCCGGCAUCACCCAGAUCGCCGAGGAUUUGGACACCAAUGAGCAGAGCGUCAUCGCCACGACCACGGGGUUUGUCAUCACCUUGGGCCUGGGACCCUUGGUCUGGGCACCCUUGUCCGAGGAUUUUGGACGCCGGGCGCUGUAUAUCGCUUGUUUUGCCGUCUUCACGGUUCUCCAGGCCGCGUCGGCGUUGAGUCCGAAUAUCCAGACGCUGAUUGCCAUGAGGACGGUUUCGGGCUUCUUUGGUAGUGUCGGGAUAGCCAAUGGAGGCGGAACGAUUUCGGACAUGUACGAUCCGUCUGAACGGGCGGGUACCUUUGGAUGGUACCUCCUUGGGCCUCUUUUAGGACCGACACUUGGGCCAUUGUUUGGAGGUGUCAUCGUCAGUCGCUUGGGGUGGAGAUGGAUAUACUGGUUUCUCACAAUUGUCUGUGCCAUCAAUACAGCAAUCGGCUACUUCUUCCUCAAGGAGACUUAUGCCCCGGUCCUUCUAGGUCGCCGCAAAGCCGAGCUUGCCCAAGAAGAGUCCCAAGGUCUGGGGAAGAAGACGAGAUACUACUUCGACGGCGAAGACGAGAGACCACUCUCCAAAAAGCUCCUGGCGAGCAUGAAACGGCCCUUCGUCAUCUUUGUCCAGCCAAUUGUGCUGAUCAUGAGUAUGUAUCAAGCUCUGAUCUUUGGCACCACGUACAGUAUCUACACAAAUAUGCAGAGCAUCUACUCUGAACCGCCCUACAACUUCAACUCGGAGCAAAUUGGCCUCUUAUACCUGGGACCAGGACUGGGGUUUCUGACCUCGGUCCGAUUCCUCGUACCACGCAUCGAUACGGUCUUCAACAGACUGACGGAGAAGCAUGGCGGCAAGGCGCUCCCUGAGUACCGCUUACCUCUCGCCAACGUGGGCAGCGUCCUGAUCCCAGUGAGUCUCUUCUGGUUCGCGUGGACCGUCCAGUUCCGCGUCCAUUGGCUUGCGAGCAUCGCGGCAACGUACUUCUAUGGGGUGGGUCAAGUGGUGGUCUUCAAUACGGUCCAAAACUAUUACAUUGAUUCGUUCUCGACGUACGCUGCCUCAGCCAUUGCAGGAGGGUCUGUAUUUCGGAGUCUGGUAGGCGGUGGGGUGCCACUGGUGGCGCCGCUCCUGUUCGAAAAGCUGGGCUAUGGAUGGGGGAUCAGCUGCUUCGGGUUUCUUGCGGUCUUGAUAGCGCCGAGUCCGCUAUUGUUUUAUUAUUUCGGCGGGCGGGUAAGGGAAAGGUUUCAGAUCACAUUUUGA
Molecule: messenger RNA, 1491 nt
Organism: Fonsecaea multimorphosa CBS 102226
Lineage: Eukaryota; Fungi; Ascomycota; Eurotiomycetes; Chaetothyriales; Herpotrichiellaceae
Exons: 4
Coding region: 1-1491 (496 amino acids)
Biological process (GO): transmembrane transport
Molecular function (GO): transmembrane transporter activity
Source: RefSeq, a predicted model, not a curated record